AUGCUAAGAAUUCUGAAUUUUAAAGAAGGGAACCUGCCUAUGAUGUAUCUUGGUAUCCCUCUCAUAUCUGCUAGAUUGACUAAAGAGGAGUGUAAGGGUAUUAUUAGUAAGAUCACCAGUAGUAUUCAUAGCUGGACCAGUAAAGCUAUAUCCUAUGAUGGAAGGAUUCAACUGAUUAAUUAUGUGAUCAUGAGUAUGCACAUUUUCUGGGCAUGUAUUCUGCUUCUUCCUAAGAGUGUUUGCAAAGAUAUUCAAAGAGUCUGUGCAAGGUUUCUGUGGACAGGGAAAGAUGAGGGCAAGUAUAAUGCCAUGGUCUCUUGGGAUGAAAUUUCUAGGCUUAAAGUUGAGGGUGGAUUAGGGGUUAAGGAUAUCCACAUCUGGAAUAAAGCUGCAAUCACUAAGCAUGUUUGGCAGAUUUACAACUAUCCUGAUCCUAUAUGGAGCUUGAAGUGUAAUGAUAGAUCUAGUUGGAUUUGGAGAGGAAUCUUAAAUACUAGAAGUGAUGUUAGGAAAGUGUUGGAUUACAAGAUUGGUAAUGGCUCAGGAACAGAAUUUUGGUAUGAUCCAUGGAUUAAUGGCUGCACAAUUAUGGAGAAGUUUCCUAGAGUCAAGAUGAGAGACUCUGAUAUCCCCAGAAACUCCAAAAUUGCUGCUCUUUGGAAGAACAGUAGGUGGGACUUUCCUGAUCCCAUUGAUGAAGCCUCUUCAGAAGCUUGA
This is a messenger RNA of Mercurialis annua (annual mercury), 717 nucleotides long. RefSeq lists its product as uncharacterized. The transcript is spliced from 2 exons. The record is from RefSeq and is a predicted model, not a curated record. Lineage: Eukaryota; Viridiplantae; Streptophyta; Magnoliopsida; Malpighiales; Euphorbiaceae. The coding region runs from base 1 to 717 and encodes 238 amino acids.